Ctenocephalides felis (cat flea) is the source of this 2028-nucleotide messenger RNA. RefSeq lists its product as uncharacterized. Bases 1 to 2028 code for a protein of 675 amino acids. NCBI's taxonomy places the organism in Eukaryota, Metazoa, Arthropoda, Insecta, Siphonaptera, Pulicidae. Gene Ontology annotation, molecular function: RNA-DNA hybrid ribonuclease activity; nucleic acid binding. The record is from RefSeq and is a predicted model, not a curated record. The transcript is spliced from 6 exons.
AUGGGAGAUUUUAAUGUUCACCAUUAUGCGUGGGGUUGCUCAUAUAGUGAUAGAUAUGGUAAUGAACUAUUGGAAUCAAUUGAAGAAAACAAUUUAUAUUUAGUGAACAAUGGAAGUCCGACUCUGGUAUUCAAAAAUACAAAAACGGUGGUUGAUAUAACUUUAUGUUCAUCAGAAAUAAUAAAUAAGAUAAAGUGGGAAGUGCAAAAGGAGUCACUAGGAUCUGAUCAUUUUCCAAUCCAUGUUGAACUUAAUGUGAAAAAUGACAAAUAUAUAAAUACAUCAGUAAGAAAAUGGAAUUGUAAACGAGCAGACUGGGAUAAAUAUAAAUCCGUUAUAGAAGAAAAAUGCGAAAUAAUAGAUAAUUCUACAACAGAAGUUAGUUAUAGUGAAUUAUUAGAUUGGAUUGAUAGUGCAGCUAACAGCAGUAUACAAAUUAAUAAGGUGAGGAAUAAAACCAGAAGACCAAUGUGGAAAGUUUUCAAAAUGGUAAGAUCUAUGCUAAAUAUGGGUGAAUCGGGAAAUGUAUCAAAAUGUAGUGAUGAUGUAUUAGAUGUUCUAGUAGACAAAAUAGCACCACCAGGAGUUAGUUACAAUAUUGAUGAAGAUUUAAAUGGGUAUGCGGAAAUGGAAAAUGAUUUAUUAAGUAAACCGUUUACAAAAUGGGAACUAGAAAAAACCUGGAAUAAAAGAACGGAUACAGCGCCUGGAUUGAAUAAUAUUCAAUAUUCAAUGUUAAGAAACCUUCCAGAGAAAGGUAAACAAAUAUUACUAAAGAUAAUUAAUAAAUAUUGGAAGAGGCCUGAAUUAAUUGAUGACUGGCAUAUUAAUAAAGUGAUUUUGUUAAGAAAACCAAAUAUAAAUAGAAAUGAAAUAGAUGCCUAUAGACCAAUAACUUUAAGCUCGUGCAUAGCCAAGAUAAAAGAUAGAUUGAUAAAGAGGAGGCUAGAAUGGUGGUUGGAACAUAAUAAAAUAUUCCCAAGAACUCAAUUUGGUUUCAGAAGAAAACAUAGUACAAUGGAUAAUUUAAGUAUAUUUAUUAGUGACAUAAAUUUGGCAUUUUCUAAAAAUACAUAUGUUGUAGCACUAUUUAGUGAUAUAAAGGGAGCUUAUGACAAUGUAAUACCUAAUAUUUUAAUGGAUAAAUUAUUAAAAAAAAUAGUUUUAGAGAUGAAUGAUAGAAAAUAUGAAAGAUACUUAUACAAAGGACUUCCGCAAGGGGGUAUACUGAGUCCUUUAUUAUAUGCUUUAUAUGCUUAUGACUUAGAAAAAAUUUGGGUACCUGGAACAAAGAUCUUACAAUAUGCUGAUGAUGUUGUGAUUUAUGUAGAAAGGAAAACAUUAAAAGAUGCUUUGGAGAUUAUGACAAACAAUAUUGAUUUAUACAAUUUAUGGUUGAGCAAAAAUGGUUUAACAUUAUCAGAAGAAAAAAGUACGAUUGAACUAAUAGCUAUUCGUGAAGCUGUUAGAAUAGCUAAAAUGAAUAAGUAUAAAAAAACUAUGAUUUUAACAGAUAGUUUAAGUUGUGUAAAUAAAUUAGAGAAGUUCAUGAAUACAAUAGAAUUUGAAGAAAAAAUAUAUUUUGAAAUAUUGAAUGAUAUAGAGAUAAUUACAGGGAUUGGAAAUAACAUAAAUAUUGGAUGGGUACAAGGUCAUAUAGGUGUGGAAGGAAACGAAAAGGCUGAUGAACUGGCAAAAAUAGCAAGUGAGAGAUGGAAAGAAGUAUGGAGAGAAACAUCGCAAAGAAAAGGAAGGCAUUACAAAUUAUAUAAUGACUGUUUAUCGUUUAAACCAUGGUUUGAAGAGUUUAAAAAUGAAGAAAGAAGUUUUAUUGUCACCAUCAGUAGGAUAAGAACCAAACACGGAAGCUAUGCAAAACACUUGCAUAGAAUAAAAGUGAUAAAUUCAGAUAUAUGUAAAUGUGGAGAGGAAGAAGGUACUCUGGAACAUAUAAUUCUGGAAUGUCAAAAUGUGAAAAAUAGUGAUGAAAUUACUGGAACUGAAUUUGGAUUAACAAACAUUGCAUGA